Molecule: messenger RNA, 1696 nt
Organism: Polistes dominula (European paper wasp)
Lineage: Eukaryota; Metazoa; Arthropoda; Insecta; Hymenoptera; Vespidae
Gene: Qbp-1
Product: Queen brain-selective protein-1
Source: RefSeq, a predicted model, not a curated record
UAUUGAACCAUCAUCAUUAUUAUAUUUUUCUCUCUCUUUAUUUUUCUCUAUCUUUCAUGCUUUAAGAAUUUACGAUGAAAAGGGGAUGGAAGGAAAGAUAGAAAGAAAGAAAGAAAAAAGGGUAAAGAAAAACCGAUGAGAUGAAAAGAUAGGUGAUUCUCGUAAGAAGUAUCUAUUUUAUACGUUUUGCUAAUAAUAAUUAUAAUUAGGUGAGGAGGGGGUAAACCAUUAAAGAAGAUAAGUAACAUCUAUAAGUGUUAGAUAAUUUUUCGAGAUUUGCAAUGAUUCAUUUUCUCUUUGAUGACUAGGCGUCAACUAGGGGUCCAAUCAUAUAUCCGUUAAUUGAGGAUAACGUAAUCGAUGUGUUGCUGUCGAUCAUUUUAAUUUUUUUUUUUUUCGCAAUAGCCGGUAAUACAAAUUUGCAUAUUAAUGGAUGUCAGUCAGGAGAGAUAGAAAGAAUGAGAGAGAAAAAGAGAGAAAAAGAGAGAAAGAUAGAGAAAAAGAGAGAGAGAGAGAGGACUCAUCAUCAACGAAAAAGACGAGACAGGAAGACACUGAGGACUGGCAGGUGUGGAUAAAGAGGUCGGAGGGGGAUGAUGUCGCCUUGGCGUCCGAACGUUUCACAUGGCAACCAAGAUUAUCCUUCGGGAUUCGUGCGUUAAACCAGGCGGACGAAUCUCUACCUAUAAAAUAACCCGUCCUGGUCGACACUGGACACAUUACGUUCUUCCGACUCAUAGUGGUGCGACUUACCUUCUAGAAUCAGGAAAAGGACCUAAAGAGACGACGACUUCCUCAUCGUGUGUGUCUUCUUAGAAGAAUCAAUCGUUAAAUAUAAUAAUAUACGACACUAGAAACGACAUGUCGAUCCAAUCAUCAAUUUACAUACUUGUACUAUUGUCUGUCGUAUUUUUAUCGUGCAGCUUUGGUCAUCCCUUUAUCAGACAACGCGAGGACGGUAGACAAAUUUGCGAUGGUUGUGGAUAUGAAUGCGAUAAGUGUAAAUAUGGUUUUACGAUAUCGACUCUUUGCGGUAUUCCUGUAUGCAAAAGGGGUCCUGGCGAGGUUUGCGGAGGACCAAGCGAAUCAUGGGGAAUAUGCGGCGAUGGUUUGAUAUGCAGUUGCAAUAAAUGCAGCGGUUGCAGCGUAGAAGAACUCGAUUGUUAUUCGCAUACUUGCCCACCUCAUCUCAGUUUGGAAUCACGUCAUUCCGAUGCAUAUUUUCGCUUUCCACCUGCGGCCAAAUAAAUAAAUAAUAGGGAACAACAAAUCAUCGAUUUGGAUAUUUUGAAGAACGUGAGAAAGUGCGUAGGGUUAAUUAAUGAAAAAGCUUCUAAUUAGAAAACAAAAAUAGUCAAAAAAACAAAUAUUCAUAUUAUAUAAUACAUUCCAACAAUUGAUCUCAUCAUAGUUUAGAAUUAGAUAGAUAUAUAUAUAUAUAGAGUUUUGAUUAAUUUUUUAAUCGUCUAUCUCAGAAAAUUAAUCUGUGCGUCUCUGUGUGUAAUGUGAGUGUAUGUCUAUUCGUUAUUUAAUUAUUUCUUUGACAAGCAUUCCGAAAUAGAAGAUAACAAAAAAAUAGCAAGCAAGUAACAAACAAACAAACAAACAAACAAACAAAUAAACCAUCGAAUUAAAGACAGAAGAGAGAAUAUUUAUAGGAAAAAAAAAGGAAAGAAAAGUAACUAUGAUCUCGUUA